This is a messenger RNA of Larimichthys crocea (large yellow croaker), 5298 nucleotides long. It is a transcript of the gene ano5b, whose product is annotated as anoctamin 5b. Gene Ontology annotation, cellular component: plasma membrane. The record is from RefSeq and is a predicted model, not a curated record. Bases 535 to 3324 code for a protein of 929 amino acids. The transcript has 21 exons. Lineage: Eukaryota; Metazoa; Chordata; Actinopteri; Sciaenidae. Gene Ontology annotation, biological process: chloride transmembrane transport. Gene Ontology annotation, molecular function: chloride channel activity; protein dimerization activity.
ACUGUAAAUGGCCACCAGAUGUCAGCUCCUGGUGUGUUUUCCUGUAGACAUCGCUCAGGUAACCUGCUCCUCCUCACCGUGAACGUCUUUCACCUGACUCAUCACAUCAACACGGCCCACAAACCUUAUUUUAAUACAUUCUUCAUAGGUUUCUCCGCUUUUUGUCCAUUUGUCCAUCUGUGUCUCUUUCUCACACGCACACAUCAUUAAAAGACUCACACGCACACCAUUUUGCCGACGCAAAUCCUCCCUUUGCCACUCCCCUUUAUGUGCCUGGUCUUCUCGGGUAGCUCCAGUGAGUCCAGCAGGGUACAGCUUCACAGCGAGGGUCGUUUUUUUUUUUUCCUUUACUGUAAAUAUGACCCAUUUACCAUCCAGCAAUGUGUCCCGGGCUCAUUGAUUUCAGUGUGUGUGUGUGAUCAGCUGAUACCUGCAUGGUGGUGUCUUCAUCGACGCGACUGCAUCUCAUCGGCAGCCUCACUGCCUUCACCCCUGUCUGACUUGAGAAGGUGAAGCCUUUAGAAUAACACCGCUAUGAGACGAAUAACGGGGAAGGCGAAGGAUGAAACUUUGAUCGAGCUGCAGAGCGCGACGGAUCCACACACCGGAGAUGGUCCUGCAGUGUUAACCGCAUUCAGGAUAAACCUUCACUCAGAUGACCACAGUGGAAAUGGAGUCUCGUUAUCUGAAAGAGUGACGCUUCCUGGACAUGCAGAAACAGACAAACUACAACCAAACAAAGACACUGUGUUCUUCAGGGACGGAGUUCGAAGAAUAGACUUUGUGUUGUCUUAUGUAGAUGACAAAGAUGGAGAAAAGAAGCAGGAAAGGAGGAGAGAGUUCGAGGCCAACCUUGAAAAAGUAGGACUAGAGCUGGAGACAGAAGACAAAUCAGACUCCAAAGACCAAAAGACAUAUUUUUUGAAGAUUCAUGCUCCGUGGGAUGUACUGGCCACCUAUGCAGAUAUCUUAAAAAUCAAAGUUCCCUUCAAGCAGAGCGACAUCCCUCAUAGUCAGGAUGUCCCACUGGAUUGGCUCUCACGUCCUUUCCGCCUGCCAGAACACAUCAUGCGCCCGCAACUUGACUACUUUACAUACCCCUUCGACAAGGCCAAGACUGACUUCUUCCUCAUCAAUGACAAGGAUACUUUCUUCCCACCUUCCACAAGAAACAGAAUUGUGUUCUACAUCCUGGCCCGCUGCCCGUACUACAAAGAGGGUCGUAAAGAUAAAGACAAGACGGGGAUCAAGCGACUUCUCAGCAAUGGGACGUAUACAUCAGCUUUUCCACUACAUGAUUGUCGAUACUGGAAAAGAGCAAGAAAUGCCGAAUGUGAGAGUGAACGCUUCAACUUGUACAAGCACUGGGCCAGGUUCCUCUGCUUCUACAAAGAGCAGCCUCUCAACCUCAUCAGGAAGUACUAUGGGGAAAAGAUUGGGAUCUACUUCGCCUGGCUGGGCUUCUACACAGAGAUGCUGUUCUUUGCAGCCGUCAUGGGUCUCAUAUGUUUCACCUACGGAGUGCUCAGCUAUGAUGACAACAUAUCGAGCAAAGAAAUAUGUGACGCCAAUAUUGGAGGCAGUAUUGUGAUGUGUCCACUUUGUGAUAAGAAAUGCCCUUUCUGGAAGCUCAACUCGACGUGUCUCUCAUCCUGGCAAUCCCAUCUGUUUGAUAAUGAGGGGACGGUAUUCUUUGCCAUAUUUAUGGGGAUUUGGGUAACUCUGUUUUUGGAGUUCUGGAAACGUCGUCAAGCCCGGCUCGAGUACGAGUGGGACUUGGUGGACUUUGAGGAGGAACAACAACAGCUUCAAAUCCGGCCAGAGUUUGAGAUCCAAUGCACAAACAGGAGACUGAACAAGAUCACUCAGGAAAUGGAGCCGUACCUCCCCAUCACCAGCAAGUGUGCUCGCUUCUGCCUCUCCACAGCCACUGUUGUAUUCUGGAUUUCUCUGAUCGUGGCUUGUAUUAUUGGGGUCAUAGCAUACAGGCUGGCCGUCUAUGCUGCCUUUGCAAGUAUCAUCAAAGACCCAAUGAGGAAGAUCCAGGUGGUGGGGAGAUUCAUCACCCCACAGCUGGCGACGUCUGUCACCGCCUCAUGCAUCAACUUUGUUAUCAUCAUGAUUCUCAACUUCUUUUAUGAGAGGGUGGCAGUUUGGAUCACUGAUAUGGAGAUCCCAAAGACCCACCUCGAGUAUGAGAACAGGUUGACCAUGAAGAUGUUCCUGUUCCAGUUUGUCAACUACUACUCCUCCUGCUUCUACGUUGCCUUCUUCAAAGGCAAAUUUGUGGGUUUUCCUGGUAAAUACUCAUAUAUGUUUGGCACAAAGAGCAACUUGAGGAAUGAGGAGUGUGACCCUGGAGGCUGUCUCAUCGAGCUGACCACACAGCUGGUGAUUGUUAUGGCAGGGAAACAACUGUGGGGGAACAUUCAGGAAGCCCUGCUGCCCUUGAUGCGUAACUGGUGGAGUAGCAGAAAAGGACGACACCAUCCUGAGAAUCAUUACAGCCGCUGGGAACAGGACCACGUCCUGCAGAACUUCAGCCAGCUGGGAUUGUUCUACGAGUACCUGGAGAUGGUGGUCCAGUUUGGUUUCAUCACUUUGUUCGUGGCCUCUUUCCCCUUGGCUCCCCUCCUGGCUCUGUUCAACAAUAUCCUGGAGAUCAGAGUGGACGCCUGGAAGUUCACCACCCAGUUCAGACGACCGGUGGCAUCCAAGGCCCGAAACAUCGGAGCGUGGCAGGAAAUCCUCAAUGCAGUGGCUAUUUUGUCUGUUGUUACCAAUGCUUUCAUAAUGGCGUUCACCUCCGACAUGAUCCCUCGUAUGGUUUACCUCUAUGCCAUCAGUGAAGGGACCAGCAUGAGGGGCUACGUUAACAACAGCCUGUCAAUAUACAACAUCUCACAGAUGCUGGCCAACAACAUGCCGGAGGCAGAAGACGACUGGUUUGAUAACACGACUGCCACCUGCAGAUACCGUGACUACCGUUACCCUCCAGGCCACGAGAAGGCGUACGAUCACACCAUGCAGUUCUGGCACAUCCUGGCAGCUAAAAUGGCCUUUAUUAUUAUCAUGGAACAUGUGGUCUUUGUGGUGAAGUUCUUCGUGGCGUGGAUGAUCCCUGAUGUCCCGUCGGAUGUGAAGGCACGGUUUAAACGAGAACGCUACCUGAUUCAGGAGUACCUGCAUAACUACGAGGUGGAGAGGCUCAAACUCCAGCUGAGCGCAAGUUUCAUCACAGAGCCUCCGUCAGAAACUUCCCCAAUGACAGACAAGCACGAAGUCUUGUCUGACAAGCACGAAGUGUUGUCUGAGUGCCUGUAGCCCGACGCUUCACACCUCCAACUAACCAAGCCAAGGAUGGAUGAUUUUCUCCUCACUGAGAACAGCCAUAUACAAGGGCUUCUGUCUUUGGGAUAAAAACUAUAAUGCUGAAUGGACAGACUGACAUUUUAUGCCAUUAUAAAAAUGUUGUUGGAAGGUGCUAAGAUGGAAAAUGGCAGAAAUGUGCAAAAAGGAAACUUCAGCUUGUAUCAUCACCUGUGUAAUGCCUUCAAACUCUCCUUUUGUCAUGAAUGAAAACAGUAAUCUCUGUAUGUGCUGAUAGAGUUAAAGUUUGUGGUGUUGAACCUGUGACAUUAGGUGUAUGUACCCUUUAGUGCCGUGGUCAUGGUAUCACCCAUUUUAUUUUCAUUUUAUUUUUCUUUCAAGACAAGAUCUGUGUCAGUUGUUAACAUGUUUGAAUCAUUUUAAGGAUAGAUGUUAUACAUCACAUAUCCCCUUUCUGUCUUUAACUAUGAAUGUAGAAAACACUCAAAUUUUCUCCAGAAAAUUUAAAUAUAUCAAAUAUGAAACACAUCUAUACAUAUGUUUACUUCCAUUGAUCUAUAGCUGGGCUAUAAUAUUGGCAGUUUAGUGUGUUGUGUUUGGAGAAACUGUGCAUUUGAGAACCAAGUACCUCCAUCAUCAUGCUGCAGUCAGAUGAGACGUGUGGUGUUAUUCCAUCCAUUCCAGCCUGACUGCAACUGUGAUAUGUUGAGACCGAAUCUGCAGGCUCAUGUCUCCUCUUCCAAAUGAAUUUUUCCAACUUGCUGCGGGACCAAUUAUAAGAUUUCUAUCAAAAGAAGUGACUACAUGAAGAAAAUGUUGUUAGAUCUCUCGGUAGAUCUUCUGUUUUAAUACAAUCAAUUUGCUUGAGAGAGUUCGGGCUGAUCGUGUGUGUUGGCUUUGCUCCUCCUUGUGUUACUCAUGGAUAAUAAAUGGCCUAUAUUUGGUUUCAGAUUUCACAUUAUUGGUGUCUCUAUUCAGUGUAGGCAUUAUAGUCAACAAUUAUAAGCUUCAUUACAGAGAAAGAAGAACUGCUUGUACCCCGGUGGGGAUACAUGUGAGCGAUGAUCUGAGUGAAAAUAAUUACUCUGUAGCUGGUUAGUGGUGAGUUUUGCUGUAGAUAUAAAGAAUGUGAUAUCUAUUUAAAUGGGUUGUAGUGCAAUUAAUUUAUUGAUCUGCUUCCGCUUUGUAGCCUGAAGCAUUUGUGAUAGUUACUUCAUAAUCUUUUUAAGAUCAGUUUACUUAUAACUCCUUUCCUUUUUUUCUUAUUUUGUAUUAUUAAUCACCUCAUAAACAACCAUCAAGCAGUGUUAGCUCCGUUCUUUGUGUACUUUUUAUGCUAUGAAUUACUAUUUUGUCAAGGGACCAGACAAGUAACACAUUCUGAGGGAGAUGGGAUUACUUCACAGUAAAUAAAUCAUUUAUCAGAGACAGUAUGUCUUUUUUUUUUAAAUCUUCAUAAAGCUUAACAUGCAUUUAGAUUUAUGUGUUUAUAUCAAAUCUGUAAUUUCCUCUAUAAAUGAUCCAGAUGUGAUUCCACCUAUCAGCAACUUCUAUUAGACAGUCCAAAACUAAGCCUUGCUUACUCCGAUCUCAGGAUUAAACACCUUUGAAUGUUUGUUGACCAUCACUUGUUACAUUCAUACAGAUGUCAGAUGUGUGUAUGAUGUUCGAGCAUGAUCCUGCAAGGUGCAUGAAGUAUUUCCUGACUAACAAUUGCCUUAAAUGUCUGUGUUUACUUGUUUUUGUAUGAUUUUGUAAUGACGUUUCCUAUCUGAACUCAAAACCUGUCUCAUAUCAUUUGUCGCUGCUGCUAGUCAUUGUAAAGUAGCUGUUUUGUCAGGUUUGAUGUGCAUGAAUUUCUGUGAUGUAAAUAUUUGGCCAGUUAUGUUCUAAGAUCACUGUAGCCUAAUGUGCAGAAAUGCAGUAAAGCUGUUAAUAUUCACAAUAAAUCAGAAAUAACUAGUUUCA